Nicotiana attenuata is the source of this 2776-nucleotide messenger RNA. RefSeq names its product putative serine/threonine-protein kinase-like protein CCR3. The coding region runs from base 159 to 2567 and encodes 802 amino acids. The transcript has a single exon. Lineage: Eukaryota; Viridiplantae; Streptophyta; Magnoliopsida; Solanales; Solanaceae. The record is from RefSeq and is a predicted model, not a curated record. Gene Ontology annotation, molecular function: protein serine/threonine kinase activity; ATP binding. Gene Ontology annotation, biological process: protein phosphorylation.
GUUCACUGUUUCUAGCUUUUAGCCUUUUUCAACACCUGCUAAAACUGCAAAAACCUUUUCUCCUUUUUCUCACAUACAUACACCAUAACUGUGUAUUUUUCUCCUCCUUUUUUUUCUCUCUCUAUACAGAUGACUGAGGAAUUCUUAAAAAUACAUAGAUGACGACGCCCUCAGCCGCCGUCAUCGCCGUCGCUGCUAUCGUCGUCACCCUAGUAAACAUCGUUAAUUAUGUUCAAGCCUUGGGUGGCUCCGCCACCACUCUCGCGGUCGUCUACGGCGUCCCCACCACAAUCUGCGGCAUAGUUGCAAACCAACCAAUCCAAAGAAUCCAAUGCUGGAGAGAUGGCCAAUCAAUGUCCACACUCAUUUCACCGGACGUCUCCUUCGACUUCAUCGCCGGCGGCCUCAGCGGCUUCGCCGCCGUCCGCAGCGGCGGCUCUGCACUCCUCUACUGGAAGAGCACCAGUUUCAUCCCCAAACGGCUGUAUUUCAGUUACUCAACUUUAUUAACGACCGUUACAAUGGGUGACACCCAAAUUUGCGCCAUAACAAAUAGUACCACCCAAAAUUCUACUACCUGCUGGAGAGGCGAUUCCUAUUCGGCCCAACUGCCAAAUGGGUCGGCCCAAUUCACAUCAAUCUCAUCUGGGUUUGGAUUUUCAUGUGGAGUUUUAAAAAGUUCAAACAGAGUCGUCUGUUGGGGAAAUAAUAGUAGUAUCGCUUCGGCUAUCCAGUCAGCUUUCGCUAAUGAAACAAUGGCGAACAUAUUCGCUGGCGGAAUGCACGCGUGUGGGAUGAACACUACCGGUUUUGUUAUUUGCAAAGGUAAUAAUAACAACGGUCAAUUGAACGUUCCGUCUAAUUUGGGUUACGAAUAUUUUGGAUUAGCUUUGGGGUUGAAUCAUACUUGUGGAAUUCGGAGUAUGAAUCAUACAGUGGUGUGUUGGGGUGGGAGCGGUAAAUUUUCAAGUAAUGUUAUAGAAGCAGUUUCUUUUGAAUCAGUUGUUGCGGGUGUAAAUUUUACGUGUGGAUUGACAACGAGUAAUUUUUCUGUGGUGUGUUGGGGGCCAGGUUGGAGUAGUAAUUUGUAUCCUCAAGGAGCUGCACUUCCUUUCCCAAUGAUUUUACCAGGUCCAUGUGUACAAAGUAAUUGUACUUGUGGUAUAUAUCCUCAAUCUCAAAAUCUCUGUUUUGGAAAUGGUAAUAUUUGUAGGCCUUGUGAUUUCUCUAUUUUAGCACCACCUACUUCACCACCGCAAGUACGGCAGCCGCUGCCGCCAGCGGUGGUGCCUUCGCCACCUUCUAGAAGGCUAAGAAGGGGUUUAUUGGCUUUUGCUGUUGUUGGAUCAGUGGGGGUUUUUGCAGGGAUUUGUGCUUUUAUUUAUUUUCUGUGGGCUGCUGGUUGUUUUGGAAAGAAGAAAGUUCAUAAUUCAGUUCAACCUACUAUUACUGCUACUACUACUUCUAAUGGUGGGCAAGUGUCUAGUAGUAGUCCUGUUUCAAGAUCAUCGACUCUUAGGCGUCAAGGGUCGUGGUUGAUGAGGCGUCAAAGGAGUGGAACUUCAUCUAAACACGCAGACAGGGCAGAGGAAUUUUUGUUUUCUGACCUUGUUGCAGCUACUAACAACUUUUCUUCGGAAAACAAGAUUGGUGCUGGUAGUUUUGGGGUUGUUUACAAGGGCAAAUUGCCUGAUAGUCGUGAGGUUGCGAUCAAGCGUGGAGAAAUGGGUCCAAGAACAAAGAAAUUUCAGGAGAAAGAAAGUGCAUUUGAUUCAGAAUUGGCGUUCCUGUCGCGGUUACACCAUAAACACUUGGUUAGACUUGUUGGUUAUUGUGAGGAGAGGGAUGAAAGGCUUUUGGUUUACGAGUACAUGAAGAAUGGAGCGCUUUUUGAUCAUUUACAUAAUAAGAACAAUGUGGAGAAGAGUAAUAGUAUAGUGAAUUCUUGGAAAAUAAGGAUCAAGAUUGCAUUAGAUGCUGCACGAGGCAUCGAAUACCUUCACAAUUAUGCAGUCCCACCUAUAAUUCACAGGGACAUUAAGUCUUCCAACAUCUUGAUUGAUGCAAACUGGAUAGCAAGGGUGUCUGAUUUUGGGUUAUCGUUAAUGGGGCCAGUGUCUCAUCGCGAUUAUAGUAGGCCAAUGAAAGCUGCUGGCACAGUCGGGUACAUUGAUCCCGAGUACUAUGGUCUAAAUGUGUUGACAGCAAAGAGCGAUGUCUAUGGACUUGGAGUGGUGUUGUUAGAACUUUUGACAGGAAAGAGAGCCAUAUUCAAGAGUGAAGAAGAAAAUGGGGGAGCGCCAAUGAGUGUGGUGGACUUUGCAGUGCCAGCAAUUAUGGCUGGAGAAUUGACAAAGAUUUUGGAUAACAGAGUAGGGACACCAGAGCCAAAUGAAGUAGAAGCAGUAGAAUUGGUGGCCUAUACUGCAAUGCAUUGUGUGCAUUUGGAAGGGAAAGACAGACCCACAAUGUCUGACAUUGUUUCUAAUUUGGAGAGAGCUUUGGCUGCAUUUGAUGAUAGCCAUGGCAGCAUCUCUAGUGGUCCAAUUUCCUUUGUUUCUGAUUGAUAUUCCACUCACCAAAGACUCCUCAUUCUUUUUUAUUUUCCUUUAUUAGGUGCUCUUUGUCUUGGCUAAUUUGUGUGAUUAUUUUGUUAUUAGUGUAAAGAGUAGAUUGUUCAUUCUAACAUGAUGUCUAGUGAUUUUGUAAACUGCUGGCUGCUGAACAAGUUUUAGAUGAAAUUCUUUCCUCCCACAAGAUUACAAAAUCUUUAGUA